Messenger RNA from Osmia lignaria (orchard mason bee), 491 nucleotides. RefSeq names its product ribosomal protein L37-1 (gene RpL37-1). The record is from RefSeq and is a predicted model, not a curated record. Gene Ontology annotation, biological process: translation. Lineage: Eukaryota; Metazoa; Arthropoda; Insecta; Hymenoptera; Megachilidae. Gene Ontology annotation, cellular component: cytosolic large ribosomal subunit; ribosome. Gene Ontology annotation, molecular function: RNA binding; structural constituent of ribosome.
AAAAAUUUUUUAAUACAAUUAUGAGAUAAUAAAAUUUUAUUUGAACGAUUAACUUUUAAAAUGAGAACCACUGUUGUCGACCCGAACAUAGGAACGAGACUUGGCUUAACGUCUCUUUUGUAUCGUUCCGUUGAGUGAAAUGACGAAAGGUACGUCGAGUUUUGGUAAGCGGAGGAACAAGACACACACAUUGUGCAGACGAUGUGGCCGUAGUUCCUACCACAUUCAGAAGUCACAAUGCGCUCAGUGUGGAUAUCCACAGAAAAAAAUGCGAUCUUAUAAUUGGUCGAUAAAAGCUAAGAGGAGGAAAACCACUGGCACUGGUCGUAUGCGUUACUUGAAAAUUGUUCGCAGGAAAUUCAAAAAUGGAUUCAGAGAAGGUUUGCCAAAGCCUAAAACAGUUCAAUCCAAGUAAUCUUACACUUUGUCAUUCUGUUAUAUAUCUAUAUAAUUUUGACUAUCAAUAAAAUAAUUUGAAAAGUCCAAAAAAA